Anopheles merus is the source of this 724-nucleotide messenger RNA. Its product is annotated as UPF0691 protein C9orf116 homolog. The transcript has 3 exons. The record is from RefSeq and is a predicted model, not a curated record. Lineage: Eukaryota; Metazoa; Arthropoda; Insecta; Diptera; Culicidae. Gene Ontology annotation, biological process: axoneme assembly. Bases 159 to 485 code for a protein of 108 amino acids. Gene Ontology annotation, cellular component: axonemal microtubule.
UGUGCCGUUGGACGGAUACGAAGCAGUAGCAAAAUCUAAACAAAACGCGCCACGCGCCCGCAGCCUAUAAAAAAGCCGUGCACGGUCAGUGUUGCAGUUCAGUUAAUUAUCAAAUUUCCAUACAGUGCAGUGAGUUUGCUGUGGGCAGCUGGUGUUGAAUGUGGUGGGAAAUGGAUAGCGAAAACCAGAAGAUUAGCGAGCAAGCGCUCAAUACGGCUGAUAUCUACAAGGGACUGUCCCUGCCGAAGCGUAUCGAUAGUCCCUAUCAAUUCUCUGGCUACGGUUCGCAGCAGGAGGGGCGCAAUCCCAUCUAUCGCACCUCGAACGCUGACUACGGGUACUAUCCACCGUGUCCCCAUACCGUGCCGCAUAAAUAUUUUCCCAAGUCGCACAAAUUCACCGGCCAUCUAUAUCAGUGCGGUAUGUUCCGCAACUACUCGCUCAAUACUGCCGUGGAUCGUCCGUAUUGUAAGUUCAACGAAUAGUGCGGGGAAGCGUUUGCACCAGCACUAGAGGACUUUUGCUUAUAUCUUCCCCUUUUGAUACCAUCUACUACUUAUCAACUGAGUUCAGAGUGCAACAAACAUGUGAACCUAGCAUCAGUAACUUUCACUUCAAUCGAUUGCAUCGAAUAUUAACCUAUACGCUUCGUGAACUUUGUAUUAAUGUGUUCUUAACUGAAAGGAAUUUGCACGUUAAUAAAACAUUCACCUCUCUAUCAAAA